UAUCGAUAUCCUGUAUAUGAAACUGUUUCAUGAACGCGUUAAUCUGGUCCCUAUCAUCACAAAGUCAGACACACUCUCAGAAAAGGAGCUGUGGAUUCUGAAGAAGAGAAUGGUCCGACAGCUCAAGUUGAACGGCAUCAUUUUUCAUACAUUUGGCAAGGACUCAAGAGUGAGUUGGAAGCAUUGGUGAAAUCUUGUCUUUAUGAACGUUUUCGAUACUCACAAGAGGAAGCAGCCCACAAAGUUAUUA
This is a messenger RNA of Lobosporangium transversale, 250 nucleotides long. RefSeq lists its product as hypothetical. The transcript has 2 exons. The coding region runs from base 17 to 190 and encodes 57 amino acids. The record is from RefSeq and is a predicted model, not a curated record. Gene Ontology annotation, molecular function: GTP binding. NCBI's taxonomy places the organism in Eukaryota, Fungi, Mortierellomycota, Mortierellomycetes, Mortierellales, Mortierellaceae.